CGCUGCUGCAGGCUGGCCCCCUGCGGCUGCCUGGGGGGCGGCGGCGGGCGGGCUGCCGGGAUGAUCCGGUUCCGGAGCUCCAGCAUCAGGUCGCUGAGCCCGGAGAUGAAAUGCACCGUGCGGCUGCUGGACGAUUCCGAGAUCUCCUGCCACAUCCAGAGGGAAACUAAAGGUCAGUUUCUCAUAGAUCACAUCUGCAACUAUUACAGCUUGCUGGAAAAAGACUAUUUUGGCAUUCGAUACGUUGACCCUGAGAAGCAGAGGCACUGGCUUGAGCCCAACAAAUCAGUCUUCAAGCAAAUGAAAUCUCAGCCACCAUAUACCAUGUGCUUUAGAGUGAAAUUCUACCCACACGAACUCUUGAAGAUUAAAGAAGAGCUCACCAGAUACCUCUUAUAUCUACAAAUAAAAAGGGACAUUUUCCAUGGCCGUUUGUUGUGUUCUUUUUCCGACGCGGCCUACCUGGGUGCCUGUAUUGUCCAGGCUGAGCUUGGUGAUUAUGAUCCUGAUGAACAUCCAGAGAAUUACAUCAGCGACUUUAAGAUUUUUCCCAAGCAGUCACAAAAGCUCGAGAAGAAAAUAGCUGAAAUGCAUAAAAAUGAUUUCAGAGGUCAGAGCCCUGCUGUUGCUGAAUUUAACUUGCUCCUGAAAGCAUACUCUUUGGAAACUUAUGGUGUUGAUCCUCAUCCUUGCAAGGACUCAACUGGGACAACUACAUUUCUGGGAUUCACAGCUGCAGGAUUUGUAGUUUUCCAGGGAAAUAAAAGAAUUCAUUUGUUAAAAUGGUGUGAUGUCUAUAAACUGAAAUUUGAAGGGAAAACAUUUUAUGUGUUUGGAGCUCAGAAAGAGAAAAAGGCUGUGCUGUCAUUCCAUACCUCUACACCAGCAGCCUGCAAGCAUCUUUGGAAAUGUGGUGUGGAGAACCAGGCUUUUUACAAGUAUGCAAAAUCCAGCCAGAUCAAGACCAUGUCCAGCAGCAAGAUAUUUUUUAAAGGCAGUAGAUUCCGAUAUAGUGGAAAAGUAGCCAAAGAGGUUGUGGAGGCAAGCUCUAAAAUCGAGAGGGAUCCUCCUGAAGUUCACAGAGCCAACAUUACACAGAGUCGCAGCUCUCCCUCCUUGAACAAGCAACUCAUAAUCAAUAUGGAACCUCUACAGCCCCUCCUUCCUUCUCCCUCUGAGGAGGAAGAGGUUCCUUUUGAUGAAGGUAUCCAACUGCCAAAGGAAGAUGAGAUUUCAGUGCCUGUGACUUCAAGCUCCCCAGUUAAGGCAACUGGGGAGAAUGUCAACCUUGCCACUGAACAGGAAGAGAAGAUGAAAGAGGAACCUCUAACCAUCUCAGAACUGGUAUACAAUCCUAGUGCCAGCUUGCUGCCUACCCCCGUUGAUGAUGAGAUUGACAUGCUCUUUGAUACUUGUCCAAGAGUAGAGAAUGAGAAAGAAGAUAUAGAUUCAUUUGAGGAACUGGAGGCAGAUGAAAAUGCAUUUCUAAUUGCAGAGGAGGAAGAACUGAAAGAAGCUCGGAGAGCGCUUAGGUGGAGCUAUGACUUUCUAAUGGGCAACAUUGAGGUGAAUGCUUUUGUGAAAAGUUUCUCGAGACUUCUCUUUGUAGGCCUUGGACUGUUGUUUUUUGUGUUCCCUCUUCUCCUUGUUCUCUUGGAGUCGGAUCUUCAAAUCUCAUUUCUCCAUGAAAUUCGUCAGACGCCAGAAUUUCAGCAGUUUCAUAUUGAAUAUUACUGCCCCCUUAGGCAGUGGGUGGCUUGCAAAGUAAACUUCAUCCGUGACAUGCUGGGCAGCUUUUAAAAUUUAAAAAAAUGCGAUACAACUAAGGGCUAUAUUCAAAAUUUCAGUUAGUGCCAGAUUUCCAUAUUCCUCCUUGGGGCCACCAGCCUGAAGAUGUCUUCAUUACAUGGGAAUCUCAUUAAUAUUUACAAGUAUCUACAUGGUGAGUGUCAGGAGGCUGGGGCAUCCCUUUUUUCUAUUGAGUCUAGCAACAGGACAAGGGGUAAUGGGAUGAAGCUGGAACACAAAAAGUUCCAUUUAAACAUAAGAAAAACUAUUUCACUGUGAGGAUGAGGGAGCCCUGGCACAGGCUGCCCAGGGAGGGUGUGGAAUCUCUUUCCUUGGAGGUCCCUUCCAAACCCUAUGAAUCUAUGAUUCUUUACAGGCUCUUCAGAUUCUUAAGUUCCCUUUACAUACUUAAAUUACAUCUUUAGUUACAGGCUUUUACAAUCACCUUUCAAUAACCAAAAAGAAACUUUAAUUGCAUUUCAGACUUCCUGAUCAUCUAUUGUAAGACGGUCACAGUAAGUUUCAUUGUCCUUAAAUUUUCAAUCCAUGAUACUAAAUCCAAUGAAACCGAAAGAAAAAAAAUUUUGAAUAUACUCCUUAGUGCAGCAAUCUCUUCUAACCAAUGCCUAUACAAGCAGUGUUUAUGCUGGGUUUUUGUUUUUCUGUUUGUUUUUCUGUUUGUUUGAUUUUCUACAGUUUUAUGUGUUUAAAAUAUUUUGGUAAAUUUUUAGGAAAAGUCAACUUCUGAUGUUAUUUAAAUGUACAAAAUGAUAAAAAAUAGUGCACAAAGGCAUGUAGGGUGUUUUUAGUGUUUUAGCAAUUAUGUGUUUUUAAACUAUUGGCUGGAGAACGAAUGAGUUUAAUACAGCUCUGUACAGAGGGACUAUGGUUUGUGAAAUACAUAGAAAGUUCACUCAAGUUCAGUUGGCACUGCCUGGGGAAGGUAAAAGGACACCAAGUGUGGAGAAGAAUUUCCGAAAGGCACAUUGUGGAGUUUGGGGAAGUGAGCAGAACUGAAAGUAAUGAACCUUCCUCUUACCUGUCAGGUCACUUUGUCUGUGCUGUAGAAAGUAUGUUUUGGAAGAGAGCGAGUCUUCAGUCUAAAUGUAGAUUAUUGUACAUAACAUAGAAGAAGAUACUAGUAAGUAUCAAAAGAAAAAAAAAAGAAAAAAGAAAACAACAAAAAACAGUCAAAACUCUAGCUAAAUUGUUAGGUGAGUGACCUACUUUUAAACAUGAUAGAGAAGAAAAAUUUAUUCCUUUUAAAAGCAAAGCAUUAGGCUGUACAGUUGACAUAAAAGUAUUCUAACUCACAGUUAAAGGCUUAAACACUUUAAGAGAUGCAUCUUCAUCCUUGAUGCCCGUUAUUACUAAUCUCUAAGACAACAUAUUUUCUGUGCAUACUAAUGUACUUCCUUUCAUCAAUAGCAGCAUACUUACCCUCUUUCCCUGUUACUAUGAGAUCAGUUACAUGACCUAAUGCUGUUUCAUGUAACAUGGAUUUGUGUAUCUAAAGGUAUUCCAGUAUAGCUUAGAGAAUACACUAAGUAAAGUCUUUUCAAUGCUGAGACUAUUUGAAGGCCCUCAAAUAUACCACAGGUGUUGUAUUAAGAGGAGAAAAGUUUUGUUCUUUUUUCCCUUCCCUGAUCUUAGUGCAGAUAUAUUUUGUAUUUGAACUAAGAACCUGUGAUUUUGGCCUCAGAGUCUUUCUCCUGCUUAGAGAUUUAUGAGUUGGAGAUGUAUUAGAGGCUGUUUUAUCAGUUGUGCAUUUAACACAUUGUAACCACAUCUCUAGCUCUUACUGGAUAAAUUCCUUUUGUUUUGCCAUCAGAAUCAGUUUUGCUGUUUUCUCAUGUAAGCUUUUGAAAAUAUCUAGUUUGACAAUGACAAUUUCCUUAGAGAAUUUCUCCUUCCCUUCUAAUCUUCUCCAGUUUUUAAAGGAUAAAACAAUUACAGGGCUUAGGAGUUCGUUUUCUCUGUUGAAAACUUUCACAUGUCUAUUAAUUUCCCAGACAACAAAGGCUAAAUUAGAAAAUUGCCUUUUUUCUCUUGUCUUUCUUUGUCCUUGCCACUCUGUUCCUCAGAAGAAUCACUGUUCAUUAGUUAGUUAACCUGGUGUGUUUCUUCUUCGGUUACGUGCAGCUAAGUGAUCCUUUCCCAUAAGUCAAUAAUCAUUGAAUCUAAUAGAAAUUGAGAGUGAACUGAAGUGAACUGAAGCAGAUAUUUGGCCUUAACAGGAAAUCGUUCAUUUGGACUGUUUCUAAACAAAGGUGUCAGAAAAGGUGUUUGGAGUGGUGAUGCUGUGAGACCUCGCAUCCAGCUGGACUGUGGAGACAUGGUUCCAUACGUGCUCCUAUGGAAUUAUGAUAAUUAUUUAUUAAAAAAAAAAUCCUAUGCUCUAAAAUAUGGUCUUGUCCCUGUAAAUUACAGCACUCCAGAAGCAGGACUAUUGUUAUGCUUGAUUUAACUCUAUCAGAAAAUAGCUGAGUUGCGUGAGAACGUAAUCUCAGAAAAUAUGCAGUGCACUGAGGUUUUAUGUAGGGUUAAACGCAAGCAUGGGUGUGCACACAUGCCUGGCUUUACUAACCAUGUGUGUAUAUUCAGGCCUGGCCUUUUAAAAUUCUUCCCUUCCUUCCUGAUAUUCUCUGCUCUGUCAAAGUAAUUUUACUGAAAGUCAUGAGAAUACUAUAACUUAAAGACCAAGACCACCUAAUACACACAGAAGGAUAUGGUUGGGCAUAUUCAGGGAAAGGAGCAGUCUAGAAUUUUAUUGCUGAGGAUGAAAGACUUGGAUUAUGGAGCAUCUAUAAGUACAGUAUUGUGUAUUUCUGUCUGUGCUUGGAUUAUAUUGUAAAAUGUUACGUACUUGAAAUCUAUUUUGUGGUUUGUCUAACACUUAUAAACACAACUCUGGGAUGAAUUAAAAAUGGUUUUAUUUCAUGGAGACUAAGGGGAAAAUAUACCUGUAACUUGAGCCUUAUCUUUGUACAGUGAAUUUCACAUUUCUAUAUGUCAACAUCCUGAUUGUUUUGUAUGUUGAUAUGAUGGCAGGAAUCCCUAAUAAAAAUACA
Colius striatus (speckled mousebird) is the source of this 4859-nucleotide messenger RNA. RefSeq names its product FERM domain containing 3 (gene FRMD3). The record is from RefSeq and is a predicted model, not a curated record. Gene Ontology annotation, molecular function: cytoskeletal protein binding. Gene Ontology annotation, cellular component: cytoskeleton. Bases 61 to 1800 code for a protein of 579 amino acids. The transcript has 14 exons. Lineage: Eukaryota; Metazoa; Chordata; Aves; Coliiformes; Coliidae.